AUGGACAGGUUGUUGAAGGUGGUCCGAAAGAGAGCUGACCCCGCUCAUCACUCUGCGCUCCCUAUGCGGUCCAGGGUCCUCUGGUCGGAGUCACUUCGGAAUUCUAUACUUUCAAGUCCAUCCCAGGACGCCAGACAUACCUCGGAGACGCGUGCCAUGACGAGUCGUCUGACCCCCCGGGCCAUGCAAGACUCAUAUUGCCAGUUGUUGCUACCGUUCGCGUCCUCUCCGGAGUUACUCGAACAGUACACGAACGCAUGGGGAGGUAUCAGAACUGGCAUGCUCAUGGAACAUCUCGAUUCGUUGGCUGGCGGCAUCGCCUACAAGCAUAUGCUAGGACCUGUCGCCCACCUCCCGAAGGAUCAUGGAUUCUAUAUCGUCACAGCUUCUGUGGACAGGUUGGAUAUGCUGGCGCCGCUGCACCCUGUACGUGAUAUGCGCCUGAGCGGUCAGGUCAUCCAUACUGGCCGGAGUUCCAUGGAAGUUGCGGUUCGCAUGGAGGCGUUGGGAGAAGACGGCAAGGAGGAAACCAUUCUGCUUGGUCGCUUCUGCAUGGUGUGCAGGGACGCUUUUACACAUGCAGCUACUCCGGUCAAUCCACUCAAAAUCUCCACUCCCGAGGAUGAGGUGUUAUUCAAGAUAGGAGAAGCGCACAAGAACCGCAGACAACAGCGUGCCGGUCGUGCGCUCAACCUUGUUCCGCCGACCUCAGACGAAGCCGCCGCUCUGCAUUCACUCUACCUGCAGUAUGGCCAGAAAGAACACAGCCACGACUUCGUCACUCCCGCGGGGAAGAGAGUAUGGAUGGGCGAUACUAAGCUCGAGAAGUGCAUAAUGAUGUUCCCUCAAGAGCGCAAUGUACACCAGAAGAUUUUUGGUGGCUAUUUGAUGCGUCUUGCGUAUGAACUGGGUUUUGCGAACGCAUCUCUCUUCACGAGGACACACGUCAGCUUCUUGGCUCUCGACGGAAUUUCAUUCGCUCGACCAGUUCCAAUCGGCUCAAUUCUCCGUCUCAAUUCGCACAUCCUCCACUCUGCAUCGACCGAGCAGUAUCCUGCUCUUGUGCAUGUUGGGGUGCAAGCAAACGUCGUUGAUGCCGUGACGGGCUUCGAACAGACGACCAACGAUUUCCGCUUCACGUGGUGCAGCGAUGAAGGGGCCCAGCCAUUGUCACGGAUGAUGGUCCCGAAAACUUACAGAGAGGCCAUGUUGUGGUUAGAAGGAAGGCGAGCCCUCGAACUGGGCGCGGAAAUCAGAGGAAUACGCAAGGGUCGCUAG
Molecule: messenger RNA, 1278 nt
Organism: Sparassis crispa
Lineage: Eukaryota; Fungi; Basidiomycota; Agaricomycetes; Polyporales; Sparassidaceae
Exons: 11
Coding region: 1-1278 (425 amino acids)
Biological process (GO): acyl-CoA metabolic process
Cellular component (GO): mitochondrion
Molecular function (GO): fatty acyl-CoA hydrolase activity
Source: RefSeq, a predicted model, not a curated record